Cottoperca gobio is the source of this 750-nucleotide messenger RNA. RefSeq names its product histone H3-like. The record is from RefSeq and is a predicted model, not a curated record. Gene Ontology annotation, cellular component: nucleosome. Lineage: Eukaryota; Metazoa; Chordata; Actinopteri; Perciformes; Bovichtidae. Gene Ontology annotation, molecular function: structural constituent of chromatin; protein heterodimerization activity; DNA binding. The coding region runs from base 40 to 702 and encodes 220 amino acids. The transcript has 2 exons.
UGAGCUACAUAUUUCUCCUGCUCAGAGAAAGAAGAAGUCAUGGCAAGAACCAAGCAGACAGCCCGUAAAUCCACCGGAGGCAAAGCCCCCAGGAAGCAGCUGGCCACCAAGGCUGCCCGUAAGAGCGCCCCGGCCACCGGCGGCGUGAAGAAGCCUCACCGUUACAGGCCCGGUACCGUGGCUCUGAGAGAGAUCCGUCGCUACCAGAAAUCCACGGAGCUGCUGAUCCGCAAGCUGCCCUUCCAGCGCCUGGUGAGAGAAAUCGCUCAGGACUUCAAGACCGACCUGCGCUUCCAGAGCUCCGCUGUCAUGGCUCUGCAGGAGUCCAGCGAGGCUUACCUGGUCGGCCUGUUCGAGGACACCAACCUGUGCGCCAUCCACGCCAAGAGGAUGAGUGGAAGAGGCAAAGGAGGAAAAGGACUCGGUAAAGGAGGCGCAAAGCGUCACCGUAAAGUGCUCCGUGAUAACAUCCAGGGAAUCACCAAGCCCGCUAUCCGCCGUCUGGCUCGCCGUGGUGGAGUGAAGCGUAUCUCCGGUCUGAUCUACGAGGAGACCCGCGGUGUGUUGAAGGUGUUCCUGGAGAAUGUGAUCCGUGAUGCCGUCACCUACACCGAGCACGCCAAGAGAAAGACCGUGACCGCCAUGGAUGUGGUGUAUGCUCUGAAGAGGCAGGGACGCACUCUGUACGGCUUCGGAGGUUAAACACGCACCGUCCGUUUAUUGAGACCAAAGGCCCUUUUAAGGGCCACA